CUAUCCAAAGAAACACCACUAGUGUUCCUGGAGAGCUCCGCUUGUCUCACCGCCGUACUUGGAGAGUUCUGCCUGUCUUAUCGCCGUACAAAAUAGCUACUGAAUAAAAAUCGCAGCGUGCUUCCUCAUCUUGUCAGCGUUGGCGAGGACAUAAAUUAGGUAUUUUCCUGACAUUUUCUCAAUAUUAUUAUCAAAUCAUUUCGCUAGCUAGGGCUUCAAAGAUGCCUGAUUGGUCGAAACUUCAAAGUGAUCUUCUGGGUGUAAUUCUUGGUCGUAUGGAUUUGAUUGAGGACUAUCUGAAUUUCAGUAGUGUAUGUAAAUCCUGGCAUUCGGUGGCCAAGGAGCACAGGUUUAUCAGUAAUUUGCCUAGGGCUCCAUGGCUAAUGCUAGCCGAGAAGGAUGAUGGUGACGAGGAUGAUAAUACCUGUAGGAAAUUCUAUAGUUUCUAUAAUGACAUGAUUUUUAAAAAGAGAAUUCCGGAAGCCCAUGGGAAAAGAUGUAUGGAAUCUAUGGGAUGGCUUAUCACUGUAGGAAAAGAAGACGGUGAAAUCAGUCUGUUACAUCCUUUUUCGGGUGUACAAAUCCAGCUGCCCCAUCAAAAUACCACAACACUUUAUGAAUUCAAUCGCACUCGCUUUCCAUGGAUUUUUAUCAAGAAAGCUGUUCUCUCAGCUAAUCCUUCUCAUACACCUGACUAUGUUCUUAUGGUCAUUGAGGGAAAAACCGAGCGCCUGAGUUUUUGGAGACCAGGAGAUUUGUUAUGGACCAGGAUUACCAAGCCGAUCCGCUUUGGAUAUUUUAGUGAUGUGAUAUAUUUUAAUGGCAGCUUUUAUGCGAUCACUUAUGGUGGUUGCAUCCAAGUUUGUGAUUUCAUGGGCCCUGAGCCUGCUAGUAUUCGUAUAAUAAUGCAGAUUGCACGAUUGAUUGAUUGUAAGUAUUACAUCCUAGAAUCACUAGGAUCAUUAUUUGCAGUCGCGCAAAGUGGUUUUGGUUUAAGGUAUGUCGAAGAUGAUAGCGAAAGAAUUCGUUUGACGUUCAUCCCAGCUAUAUAUGAUCAUGAUGAGGUUAUACAGUGCAUGUCCGGAACAAUUUUUUUUUUUGUUUUCAAGAUUGAUUUAGAUGCUCACAGAUAUACGCCAAUCUGGGAUUUAGGGGACAGAGCUUUUUUCCUGGGUGCUAAUGCUUCUUUUUCAGUCCAAGCCUCUCAAUUUUCGGGAAUCAAGCCCAAUCAUAUUUAUUUUACAGAUAAUUGUUUAGGUGCAUACCUCCACUCUGAAAGAGGCGGCGGCUUGGACAUGGGGAUGUUCAACUUAGCAGAUAGUAGUUUCCAGCCACAUUAUGAUGGUGUUUCCCUCAGUCGUGUUUGUCCUCCAAUUUGGGUCACACCAACUCUGUGCUGAGUUUUGGCCAUUUAUUUACCGUCCACAUUUUCUUGACAGACAUCCAUUGAUCCAUCAAAUCCAGUUACAUCUGCUGAUGUUCAUAAGAUUUUUGAGAAUCUUGCUCAGAAGUGCAGACGCAAAGCUUCAUUUGUUUUGGAUGUUCAAGAAUGUAGCAUAAUUUGCAGCUACACAUCUAGCAUUGUGAUUGGCUGGUUGGUCAGAUCUUCCGCAGGAAUUAGUGAGUUUGAUAGCUCAUUGUCUUGUUACGUUACUAAUAAAGUCCGAGUCACAUGUGUUUGUACUUCAUGAAGGUCAAUAUUACCAACUAUUUCUAGUAUUAAGGGAGUUCAGCCAUGGUUGUUGCUGUCUCGUGAUGAUUAUUCAAACGAAAAAUAUGUAAGGUUUCUUAUUAGCAUACAUGAAAGAAGAGUAGGUCACAGAGGUCCUUGGUAAUGAGGAGUUUCGCCGUUCUUCCCAUGGAUGAUUAGGGUUUAUUAAAAAUGACACUUCUAAAAUCACUUUGUUAGUCUGUUUAACCCAAUCAUUAGGGUUGAAAUCACCCUUCCAGCAAGGGUCAAGUCCCCUUAUCUGUGAAAGUAUUGUGCAAAGAAGCUUGACUGGAAGGGUGAUUUCAGUGUAUCUGCAAUUGUUUCAUUGAUGAUUUUGGAUUUGUGAUGGAUUUUAGAUAUUCUGGACGGGAACGAUGCAGAAAAGGAAGGUGAGCUUGUUUGAUGUAGUGGAUGACUCGUCGGCAUUGGCGAAGAAAGCCAAUGGAAGCUUAAAUGGUGGGAACAGCAUGACACCUUCGAUCAACAAGUUGUCCUAAAAGUCUUACUCCCAGAUAUUUUAUGAGGUUUUUGGAGGAGAGGAAGACUCUUCCGUUAUGACAUUAAAAAGAGGAGUUCUCAAGCUGAUGAAUAUCCAAUCAUUUGGCUAUGCUGUCUACGUCGCUGGCUGUCGUCACCAGGCAAUCCGAAUCAUCUCUCCCUCACUCUAUCUCUAUAUCUUCUCCCUCGGUUUUGAUUUGUCUUUAUUGUUGAUGGCUCUCUUUGUGUCUUAGCUCUCAACCUUGCCUCUCAUCAGUUUAUAUAGUCGCGGGCUUACAUACUAGAGCUCAGUUUUGGUUUGGUUUUUCUCCCUUUUCAUUAUUUUUCUAUUUUAGUUUUUUUGUUGAUUUUCAAUUUCUAAUAACUGUUUUGUGCAUCUAGUGGUUUGCUUCAGAUUAUGUUCAAUUUCUUUAAUGAUUCUUAUAAUACAAGUACCAAAGUAUUUGUAUGUUAUGGGGUUGAGAUGGAAUAUUUAGCAUCCAUCGCCUCAGUGCGUUUGAUUAAUUUAGCAGAGUGAGGGUUGUUAUACUUUACUACUUUCUCAGAAAAUGACACUGCUUUAUAAUUCUAAUGAAAAUUUGCCUUUUCGUUCCCUUCUAAUGUGUACAUACUGUCAUUCUUUGGUGGAUUUAGUAAUAAUUAUGUGGGAGUAAACCAAAAGCCUUCAAAUUGGAGGACAAGAUUAUGUAAUAAGUGGGAGGCUUCUGGCUAUUGUUCAUUUGGCAGCACAUGUCAUUUGUCGUGGAUUAUGAGAAUAUUGUUUAUCCAUUUUCAUGGCUGCGGAUGUUGAAGUCUGUUCAAUUUCAAUGGAUAAUUACUUACCUUUUUUUAUGUUGUUUCUCUAUAAUCAUUUUCAGAAAAUAACUGAGAUGGAUCACUCACAUGGGGCUCUUGUACUGGUAGAUAACAGUAUUAUGUCCCCUGUACCGUCCCAUCCUUGACCUUGGAGCAGAUAUUGUGAUGCAUUCAGCAGCUAAGUCUAUGUUUAGCCAUAGUGAUCUGAUGGGGGCGUAUUUGUCAUUAUAGGAGAAAGGUUUUUCUUCUUUAUAUGGUUUCAAGGUUUGAUUUACACUUAUCAUAUGUUUUCUCUUCAUCCUUAGUGCCCUUGAGGGUCUUUCAUGGCCAAAACUAUCAGAUUACCCUGAUUGAACGGAAAAAAGAAAAGAAAAACAACCUCUUAUUAAAAUGCUAGUCAAGCAGAUUUUUUUAACCCUCCCUAGGAGCUCCCACCCCUUUUGCUCCCCUUGGUAACUCGAACUCGCAACCUUUGGGUUGGAAGUGAGGGGUGCUUACCAUCCGAGCAACUCCCUCUCGUCUCGUCUAGCAGAUUCAAUUACCCGAAGUCUCAAUUACUUACAAUUGGUCUCUUGGGAAAUUAUUAAUUUACCUUAAUGGAACUAUCUAAACAAUAGUAGCUUGGAGUGCAAAAUUCUUAUUUUACUUGGAAACAGAUAAUAGUACAUGCUAUUAUUCUAAAACAUAUAUAUCUUUUUAUAAAGGUGACAAAUUAUGUAACCUUCUUGUUAGGUCAUUUCUCUUCAAUCACGUGAAGAUUCUCAGGGGUUAGAUCACUACCAUACCUUUUUAAUUUAUCUAGUGAACAUAGGCUUUGAGUGUGUACUAGCCGAGACUAUGACAUAGGCUUUGAGUGUGUACCAGGGGAGACUAUGUGGGAACAAAUUUCUAUCGCUUUCCCCCUACACUUACAAGCAAAUAAAUUCACAUUUUUUAAACAUAUCUUGUUCAGAUAAUGUGGUAAUGUAUUGCCUGUCUGAAGUUGGGCCAUUACACAUUUGACAUUUGUAACCUGGGUGUUGUGUAAAGUACAAAUUGCAACCCUUUUACAAGUCUGAAGCUGUAUAUGAUAAGGUCCUUUACGCAGGCGUGACUUGCUUUUUUCUGAAGACAGUGGCUGCCCCAUUAGACGACUGUGAAGUAUAAGAUUAGCUUACCCACUCGUCCGGAUAUUCAAAUUAUGUACUCCUUCCGUUUCAAUUUGUUUGUCUUACUUUCCUUUUUAGUCCAUUUGAAAAAGAAUGCCUCUUUCUUUUUUGUCAAUUCUUUAAUUUCAACUUUCAACAUGACAUGAUUUAGGCCGCAAGAUGAAAGAACAUUUUGCUAUAUUUUACAUAUCGUUAAUUUAAGACCACAAGAUGUAGAAGUCUUCUUUAUUUUCUUUAACUCUGUGCCAAGUCAAAACAAGGCAAACAAAUUGAAAGGGAGGGAGUAUGUAACUUAUGAAAAUCAACUUGGCAAAGAAUGUGUACUUCCUUCAAAAUGCAGAAGGUGCAGGCCUACCCCCAUUUGAUUGCUGGCUUUGUUUAAGAAGCAUUAAAAUGAUGGUGCUGCGUGUAGAAAAACAGUAGCGUCUAGCUCUCAAGAGCUUGGUUGACAUAAGCAUGGAGUCAUUACUCCUCUCUCAGAGCAAUUGACAAAGCCAUUCGUCCAUUACCCAAUGCCAUGAUUUGCAUUACUCUGAAGGAGUUGUUUGGUGGUGCCCAUAAUCUUCUUCCAAUAGGUACGCAGUUGGUUGUGCCUGUGUGGCGCUGAAUCACAAAACGAGUUGGAAAUCCUAAUCGUCUUGGAACUUCCAAUAAGACGAGUUGGAAAACCUACUCAUUUUGUGACGAUGAAUCAGAUGACGAGUCUGAAUGUGCAAUUUGGAACUUCCAGCAAGUAAUUCAACUGAGACUCAGAAAUCUUCAACUGUUGGCAAAGACAAACAAGUACCUUUAUAAAUAUAUGACUUUCUUCUAUACUUUACUAGUUAUUGAGCUCCAUUCCUCUUGCAGUAAUUUCUUAAGGUCCAUGUAUAUGAUGUCUUUUUACAAAAUAUCUGCUCCCUAUUUUAGAAUUCUGUCACUAUUUUUUUUCGUGUUGCUUGAUUGAAAGCUUAAACUCAGAGUUCUUGUUUCCUCUUCACUUUAAUUGGUGAGUGCUUGCCUGACAAUCAUAACAUUCAGAAAAAAUUUCUGUCAAAGUUGCAUAAUAUAUGGACAUAGUGUGUUUCCUCAAUAUGGCAGGAAAAUGCGCAAAAGAUAGCUGAAUUUUAUCAUCCCAUUCUCGAAUGAAGAAGAUUACCAUGCUGGUUUUCCCGGUCAUCCUGCAAGAAUUUUUGCACUAUUCUCAUGAUUUUAGUCCUAACUUUAACAUUCUUGGUUUACCAUUAAUACUAUGAUUUCCCUUUGGCAUUGGACAUUCCCCGUUUGUGUUACAGGCCAAAGGUGUAGGAAUUAGAAUCUGUAAUGAGUUUACUGACAGGGUCAUUGGCACUUUCUAAGCAUGUUGUUGAGGUCAUCAAAUACUUCAGUGUUACAGUCAGUUUUUGGUGAGUAUGCUGUAUCCAAUAUUAAAGAUCGAAUGUCAUCAAUCUCAUUUCUGGUCCUGAAAUUUGCAGGAAGUGUGUCAAGUCACUCGUAAGCCUGCAUUGUUUUAUGUCACAUGUGGUUAUACUUGUUGUAGUACGUGAGGCUAGAGGUUUUUACUGUGGAUGUGCUUCUAAUUCCUUUCGGGAUUGAAGAUGUUAGUGAUUUGUACAUGACCUAGACAGUGCGCUUAGAACUGGGCCAGCAGCAUACAGCAUGGAUCGUCACCUGUCACACAUCUAAACAAGGAUAAUUGGCUCAAGGUUUUGCAAAGAUAGCUGCCAAGAAUAUCAGAUUGUUAAGAUAAUUGUUUAGGUGCAUACCUCCACUCUGAAAGAGGCGGCGGCUUGGACAUGGGGAUGUUCAACUUAGCAGAUAGUAGUUUCCAGCCACAUUAUGAUGGUGUUUCCCUCAGUCGUGUUUGUCCUCCAAUUUGGGUCACACCAACUCUGUGCUGAGUUUUGGCCAUUUAUUUACCGUCCACAUUUUCUUGACAGACAUCCAUUGAUCCAUCAAAUCCAGUUACAUCUGCUGAUGUUCAUAAGAUUUUUGAGAAUCUUGCUCAGAAGUGCAGACGCAAAGCUUCAUUUGUUUUGGAUGUUCAAGAAUGUAGCAUAAUUUGCAGCUACACAUCUAGC
Solanum pennellii is the source of this 6212-nucleotide messenger RNA. Its product is annotated as F-box protein At2g26160-like. The record is from RefSeq and is a predicted model, not a curated record. The coding region runs from base 222 to 1400 and encodes 392 amino acids. Gene Ontology annotation, molecular function: protein binding. Lineage: Eukaryota; Viridiplantae; Streptophyta; Magnoliopsida; Solanales; Solanaceae. The transcript has 8 exons.